Molecule: messenger RNA, 2723 nt
Organism: Dipodomys ordii (Ord's kangaroo rat)
Lineage: Eukaryota; Metazoa; Chordata; Mammalia; Rodentia; Heteromyidae
Gene: Brinp2
Product: bone morphogenetic protein/retinoic acid inducible neural-specific 2
Exons: 7
Coding region: 72-2423 (783 amino acids)
Biological process (GO): positive regulation of neuron differentiation; negative regulation of mitotic cell cycle
Source: RefSeq, a predicted model, not a curated record
AGCCCUGGAAGAGCAACACAGAGGGGGAGAGCGUGGCGAGAGAAUGAAGAAACCAAUCGCCUGGGAGAAGCAUGAGGUGGCAGUGUGGCUCUCGGUUUAGAGGGCUUCGGCCGGCCGCCGCCCCAUGGGCAGCCUUGCUUGCUCUGGGCCUGCCCGGCUGGGUGCUGGCUGUCUCGGCCACAGUGGUGGCUGUGGUCCCUGAGCAGCAUGCGUCCUCGGCCGGCCAGCCCCCGCUGGACUGGCUGCUCACAGACCGAGGCCCCUUCCACCGUGCUCAGGAGUAUGCAGACUUCAUGGAGCGCUACCGCCAGGGUUUCACCACCAGGUACAGGAUCUACAGGGAGUUUGCUCGCUGGAAAGUAAACAACUUGGCUUUGGAAAGGAAGGACUUCUUUAGUUUGCCUUUGCCUCUCGCCCCAGAAUUCAUCCGGAACAUCCGCCUCCUUGGAAGGAGACCCAACUUGCAACAGGUUACUGAGAACCUGAUCAAAAAGUACGGCACGCAUUUCUUGCUUUCUGCCACCCUCGGAGGAGAAGAGUCCUUGACCAUUUUUGUGGACAAGCGGAAACUGAGCAGGAAGGCAGAGCCCACGGGAGGCGUCUCUGCCGUGGGAGGCAGUGGGAACAGCUCAGCCGUGUCCUUGGAGACCCUGCACCAGCUCGCAGCGUCCUACUUCAUCGACAGAGAGAGCACUCUGCGCCGGCUCCAUCACAUCCAGAUAGCCACCGGGGCCAUAAAGGUCACAGAGACCAGGACCGGUCCUCUGGGCUGCAGCAACUAUGAUAAUCUGGACUCAGUCAGCUCUGUCCUGGUGCAGAGUCCAGAGAACAAAGUGCAGCUACUAGGCCUGCAGGUGCUGUUGCCUGAGUACCUGCGUGAGCGCUUUGUAGCUGCAGCUCUCAGCUACAUCACAUGCAGCUCUGAGGGGGAGCUGGUCUGCAAGGAGAAUGACUGCUGGUGCAAGUGCAGCCCCACGUUCCCAGAAUGCAACUGUCCUGACGCUGACAUCCAGGCCAUGGAAGACAGUUUACUACAGAUCCAGGACUCCUGGGCGACUCACAACCGGCAGUUUGAGGAGUCAGAAGAGUUCCAGAUCCUGCUGAAAAGGCUCCCUGCUGACCGGUUCCUGAACUCCACAGCCAUCUCUCAGUUUUGGGCUAUGGACACUAACCUGCAGCACCGCUACCAGCAGCUGGGAGCCAGUUUGAAAGUGCUGUUCAAGAAGACCCACCGCAUCAUCCGCCGGCUCUUCAACCUCUGCAAGCGCUGCCAUCGCCAGCCUCGAUUCCGGCUGCCCAAGGAGAGGUCCUUGUCCUACUGGUGGAACCGAAUCCAGUCUCUCCUGUACUGUGGAGAAAGCACCUUCCCUGGCACCUUCCUGGAGCAGAGCCACAGCUGUACCUGUCCCUAUGACCAAUCUUCCUGCCAGGGCCCCAUCCCAUGUGCCUUGGGUGAAGGGCCCGCAUGCGCGCACUGUGCUUCAGACAAUAGCACGCGCUGUGGAAGCUGCAACCCAGGUUACGUGCUGGCCCAGGGGCUGUGCCGGCCCGAAGUGGCCGAGUCCUUGGAGAACUUUCUUGGACUGGAAACAGACUUGCAGGACCUGGAGUUGAAGUACCUGCUGCAGAAGCGGGACAGCCGCAUUGAGGUACACUCGAUCUUUAUCAGCAAUGACAUGCGUCUGGGCAGCUGGUUUGACCCUUCCUGGAGGAAGCGCAUGCUGCUCACCCUGAAGAGCAACAAGUAUAAGCCUGGGCUGGUGCAUGUGAUGUUGGCCUUGUCCUUGCAGAUCUGCCUCACCAAGAACAGCACCCUGGAGCCUGUCAUGGCGAUCUAUGUGAACCCCUUUGGGGGCAGCCACUCUGAGAGUUGGUUCAUGCCUGUGAAUGAAGGCAGCUUCCCUGACUGGGAAAGGACUAACGUGGAUGCUGCUGCCCAGUGCCAAAACUGGACGAUAACCCUGGGGAAUCGGUGGAAGACAUUCUUUGAGACAGUCCAUGUUUACCUACGGAGCCGAAUCAAGUCCCUGGACGACAGCUCCAAUGAGACAAUCUACUACGAGCCCCUGGAGAUGACGGAUCCCUCCAAGAAUUUAGGCUACAUGAAAAUCAAUACCUUACAGGUCUUUGGCUACAGCCUUCCCUUUGACCCCGAUGCCAUCCGGGACUUAAUUCUCCAGUUGGACUAUCCAUAUACACAAGGUUCCCAGGACUCUGCGCUUUUACAGCUUAUUGAGCUUAGGGACCGAGUGAACCAGCUUUCUCCACCUGGCAAAGUCAGGCUUGACCUUUUCUCCUGCUUACUCCGGCAUCGGCUCAAGCUAGCCAACAAUGAGGUGGGCAGGAUCCAGUCCUCCCUGAGGGCCUUCAAUUCCAAACUGCCAAAUCCUGUGGAGUACGAGACUGGCAAACUCUGUAGCUAGUGGAGGACCUACCCCAGUGCUUAGGCAGGGAGUGGAUCUACACCUCCAGGGUGCGAAGAUAAUCCAAGCCCUCACCUUAGUGCCAACAGGGUGUUCCCAUGAGUCUCUCAGCACCCAGAUGAUGGGACCUCAAGGCUUGGACUGAAGCAGAUCAGAGAGAAAGAAACAGCCACUGCAUAUGUGCACCUGUGCACACACUCUCUCUCCCAUACACACACACACACAUAUACGCACACAGAGACACACAAACACACACACAUACACUCUCACAGGGAGGCUACAACUCAACAGCCUCAGAUC